UACGUCACCGUGUAAAACGUGAUGCCGUGUGGUUUCUGAUAUCUAUUUAUGUCUUCUCAAGAGUAGUUUAUACACUUUACUUCAUCGAUCUGAAAUGAGUACACAGAAAGGCGCUGUGUCUCGAACCCGAGGCCAAAAAUAUCAGAACGCGACAGCCUUUAAGAAUGAUAAAUACGGCGCGACCCCGCAAGUGAAGAAAGCCAACGCGAAGGUGCACGAGGGUGUGUGUCAGCGCUGUAAGGACAUCCUGGAGUGGAAGGUCAAAUACAGCAAGUACAAGUCUCUCACACAACCGCGCAAAUGUGUUAAGUGCCUGCAGAAGACAGUGAAGGAUGCCUACUACAUCAUGUGUAGGCCGUGUGCACUCCAGCUGCAGCUUUGUGCUAAAUGUGGGAAGAGCGAAGAGGUGGUGAUUCCGCUGGACAAAAAGGAAGAAGAGGAAGUGGAAGAAGAAGAAGAGACGAAAAGAAACAGGAGGAGAAAAAAACAAGACAACAAUGAAACAGACGACGAGGACGAUUUGGAUGAUUUUGGGGAAAUGGACAGCGAUUGCGAUUCUGAGGAGACAGAAAAAUAAGCAGAAGUUGUGUCCGGUAGUGACGAACCUCAGUGUCAUGAGCAUGAUGAGUGAAGAAUAGGUCUGUGGAAAACUCAGCUGUGCAGAAUGGAUUUUUAAAAAACUGUGAAAGGAUGAAGAUUAAACGGUCUGGGGAUUUAAACUUGCAACCUUCCACUGGGACGCUAAUACAGAGCUACUUCCAGUAAUUAUUCUGUUUUAUGUUAAAUGUUACUAAUUUCUUCUCAGUUGUGCAUUGAAUCACAUGUCAGAUCUUACAGGAAAAAGGUUCCAGUCAUUUAAAUACAGAUUUUCUUGUAUUUAUCAUUUGUACUACAUUUUUCUUUGUAAAUUUAAGUAAAAACAGUUUUUAAAAUCA
This is a messenger RNA of Clarias gariepinus (North African catfish), 935 nucleotides long. It is a transcript of the gene c21h9orf85, whose product is annotated as chromosome 21 C9orf85 homolog. The record is from RefSeq and is a predicted model, not a curated record. Lineage: Eukaryota; Metazoa; Chordata; Actinopteri; Siluriformes; Clariidae. The transcript is spliced from 4 exons. Bases 95 to 577 code for a protein of 160 amino acids.